This is a messenger RNA of Pocillopora meandrina, 9167 nucleotides long. NCBI's taxonomy places the organism in Eukaryota, Metazoa, Cnidaria, Anthozoa, Scleractinia, Pocilloporidae. The record is from the annotation of a GenBank genome assembly.
UGGUUACCAAGGUUCAUAAUAAAUAUGGCGGAUGGCGGGAGUUCAGAAAGGUUUGAAUGCAAGUGGCUUUAUCUAGCCGUCGAUUCCCCACGGAAUGUAGAUUAAGAUGUGGAAGUGGUGGUAUACAGCAGCAACUUCCUCUAUAGCUGGGCUUUUAUGUUAUUGGAAUUCUUUGUCGGCAGAUUUCGUGUACGAUGACAGGUAAGUGCGUGUAAGACUAAUUUGUGAUUAAUCUGGAACGAUUUUGAGGGUGACUGGUGGAAUUUUGAGGUUCACAGAAUUCAAUUGCUUUUUAUUAAAGCAUUAACAUUUAAGUGACCGACAAUACUGCCGAUCGAAUCUUUACAAUUUCUAGGCAAAUUUGCCAAUGAUACCGAUUCUUUUGGGUCUUUUUAUCGCCCUUUGAAGAAUGUUUCGUGCCAUAAAAAUUCAGAAUUUGCAUUAUCUGCAUCUCUUUGAUCGUUUGCGGGUGCUUCGGUUUAUUUUUAACUCUCGCGGACGACCUAAGGAUCAAGUAGUUGAGCUUAAAUCCAAACUCCUGAUUUAACAAAUAACCACGAAUUUAGAAAAAUUCAUUGGGUUUUUUCUUCGCGAUGAAACACUCUUCUGAUCGAUUUCGGUAAAUUUAGCAGGAAAACAUCUCAAACUGGCGAACCUCCAGAGUUUUUGACAGCCACCUGCAUUACUUACGUUUAUUGUUUUUCUCCUGUUUACAGUGGUGAAUUUUCUUAACAAAGGCAAUCGAUAAAACGAUUGUAUGCAAUAUUUUAGCAAAGUUCAGUGUACAAAAACUCAAAUCUCCAACGAUCGGAAUAACAUUAUCCUAGAGAAAGCCAUUAACAUCUUGAUAACUUGAAAUUCGAGGUUUUCAAUCGUAGUUUGGCAUUCUUUUGGCUAUGAAAUAUUCUCAGUUGGAGCUUCUCAUAUCUUAUUUAUAAAUUUUCAUUGUCAUCGUUGGUUGGAAAUACUGAACCUUUUAAAAUCUUUAAUUGCGAAAACCAUUUCAGUUAUUAUUGCUUUUACUGUAUCCGCUCGUUUUGGCUUUCACUUUGACCUACUAGUAAAUAUGACCAUGCUGAACAAGAGAAUUUUAAACCAAUAUAUGUAGUUAAUAUAUUUUCGUUUUAAAAAUCUCUUACAAGGAAUUCACUAAGCCAAGACUUCUCAAUCAUUUAUAAAGCAACACCAAAAGCAAUGAAAACACUUCUUCAAAGACAGACUCCUCAAAAUUUCCACCUAAAUAGGUUUUUUUUUUUUUUUUUUUUUUUUUUGGGGGGGGGGGGAAUGGUUUAAAAGUUUCCCAGGAAGCAUCAGUAUCAAGUUUUUUUGAGCUUUGGUGUGGAGUGGGAGAUUCAAACUUUGGCGACUUCAGUUUUAGGUCAAAAAGAGAAGUUAUCAUUAAAGUGGAAGAAACAUUUUAAAUUCUCAAGUGCCAAAGUACUACAAUAACUACUGUAGAAUCCAGGGAAACCCAAAAAUAAGGGAAAUGAAAAAUGGUUUGAGCUUGUAGGAGUUCAGGCUCUCAGGAUUGAUGCUGAAUUUCAAUUAUCCUGUUAAAAAUUAAUAAGAUGUUGAUAUUUUUAUCAUUCUUGCAUUAUCGACAGUCGUUUAUGUGCAUUUAGUUUGUUUUUUAACAGGUUUUUGAGGAGCAAGUUUAGUUUAGGAAGUUUACCUAAAUGUAUUGCAUUUUCAUAAAUGUUAUCACUCUUGUUCCCAUGGUGAGUAAAGAUUGGCACUUGUCAUUCAGCUGUGUUGUGACACUUAUUGGCCAACACUUUUAGUUACAGUUCUAGUUAUCAAAAUAAAUUUGUGUGGAGGGAAAGUAAAAUGAGCUAGAGUUAACAGGGAGUUUGAGUUAACCAAGUUCAAGGUAGCUGAUAGAAAUUGACAAAAAAUGGCAUCAAAUCCAAGGGAAAUCGGAUCUUGUUCUAAUUUGUAGGGAGUUCAAGUUAAUUGAGUUCCAGACAGUAAGGCUCUGCUGUCUAGUUACUACCGACAGUUGGUGAGCACUGUGUUUUAAUAUUAAUAGAGAACAAAAUGAAUUCUGUUGUCAAUUAAUCACUGUCAUUGUUCUGUUCUUUUUUUUUUUUUUUUUUUUUUUUUUUUCAAUGCUAGCCGAGCCAUUUUAAAGAAUUCUGAUCUGCUACCUUCAACUCCAUGGAGUAAUGUCUUGUUCAAUGAUUUUUGGGGGACCCCUCUCAUGCAUAGUGGAAGCCACAAGUCUUACAGACCUUUGUGUGUUGCAACAUUCAGGAUCAACUACUUCUUCGGUGAAUUGAAUCCAUUUGGAUACCAUCUUGUGAAUGUCUUUCUGCACAGUGCAGUGUGUUGGCUAGUUGUGACUUUGUCAUAUGUUUUUCUCCCUGCUCACUUUCCAUGUUUAGUGGCCGGGCUUCUUUUUGCCAUACAUCCUAUCCAUACCGGUAAGCCUGAAAUAACAUCUGGUUUGUAAAUUUUAUUUCAUGGGAGGGUUACCUAUUUACUUUAACCAUCUCACUCUCAAAUUUGCUAAUUUACUUCCCACUAAGAAUAAUAAUUAUAUUUAUAUGCAGUUAUGUCUGGCCCAACAGAAUAUGCAAAUAAUGAUAAAGAAAGUUUGUUUAUUGAUUGCUGUUGGCUGCAAAAGUGAUAAAAAUAGUUUUUAUGAGGCUUGAGGUUAUGGAAUAAUUUAUUCUAAAAUUUAUGUUGGAUUAACGAUGUUCUAGACAUUAUUUAGUAACCAGUAGUCUAAAGUAAAUGUGAAACACAUUCUUGUUGUUGCUCUGGAAUGUUAAGCAAAAGUAUUCAAUUGGGUUUACAAAUAAUGCGCUAUAAAUUUAAUUGAUGAAAUGUUAAGUUCUCAAAUUUGUUAUAAAUAUUGUUAGCCUAUUUGAAUACAUAAAUAUUCUUUCAGUAUUUUGAGCAAAUAUCUUUUUUCUGUUCUUGUCAGAGGCUGUCACUGGAAUUGUAGGACGAGCUGAUGUUGAAGCAUGCUUGUUUUUCAUUGCAUCAUUUUUGGCGUAUAUCAAGUCUUACAAGUUAACUAUGAACAGUUCUCAGUUCAGGGAGGUUCGUACCCAAUGGCUGUGGUUGAUAUUCUGUCUUCUGCUGUGUACAGCAAGCAUGUUAAGCAAGGAACAAGGCAUCACUGUGUUAGGAGUUUGUGCUGUGUAUGAGGUUAUGGUGCUGUUAAGCUGUGUCAAGAAUCAGACUAUUUUUGCAACCAUAUCAAUGGUAUGUACUCUGUAGUAAAGAUUCUGUUGUACAAGCCUGCUUGGUUUCCUGCUGCAAGAUAUUUACAAGGUUUUAUUUGCACAAUGCACUUUGAAGAAAUGCUUCACCACCUCAGGAGGAUGCUACAUAAAUUUAUAUUGCUGGUAACCUCCUCUUCAAAUCUGGGAGGAAGAGACAUUAUUCUUAGUGCAAAGUUUCUUUUCUCUUAACACAACACAAUGAUGCCAUCAAGACUCAACGACUUGUGAUUGGGACUCCUUGUAAUUGCCUUUAGGCCUCUUCUUGGUCUCUGGUAUAUAAUAAAAUGAGCCUUUCCAGUUUUCAAGUUUUCAUGCAGUAUAGAAUGCUCACCCUUUCUAGAGUCAUUGGUAAUUUCAUUACCCAUUUCAUACUCUAGGGCUGGAGUGUAACUGUUGUAAGAGAAAAGUGCCAAACAGAGGCAAUGUAGGCAGUUCUGGCUAAUAAACCUAAACCAUUAUAAAUUCAUAGUCCACCAGACUAUAGCUAACUGCAAUAAUUGCAGCACAGCUUAUCUUACUAGACAGAGAUAAAGUUGUAACAUACUGCACUUGUAGCUUGGACUAGGAGUUAAUGUAAAAUUUUGGUUCCUUGAUCAGUACUGUUAACAAGGAACUCUGUCUUCUAUGGUGUAAUUUAUUGCUAUUUUGAGCCCUGACAUAUCUUUUCAUUGUGUUUCCAGGCUGUUAAAAAUGGUCAUGCCUUCCGCUUAUUUUUGGUUGUCACCACAGGACUUGGGCUGUUGCUUCUGAGAAUCUACAUAAUGGGGAGUCAACCACCGGAUUUUUCACCAUCUGAUAAUCCUGCAGCAAACUGUGAUCACAGGCAGACCAGGCUGUUAACUUUCUUGUUUUUGCCUGCAUUUAAUUUCUGGCUUCUGUUGUCUCCUAAAACAUUGAGUUUUGAUUGGUCAAUGGAUUCUAUACCUCUGAUAGAAUCUUUGCUGGACCCACGUUGUGGAGUGAUAGUGGUGUUUUAUGGAACUCUGGCCUUCUUGGGAUUCUACUGUUUAACAAGCUUGGUAUUUCACCUAAAUCUAGAGGAACCUGUCAAAGACAUAACUUCACAAGUGGACCAUAAUGUAAAGCGAAGAAAAGAUGUAGCUGAAAAAAAUGGGAAAAAACCUGUGAAGAAGUCUACAGACUAUGCCAAGCAUUCAAAUGGUACUUAUUCUAAUCCAAGGCACAGCAACAAUAACUUACCAGUCAGCGAAUUUAACAUCACCAACAAGACUUGUUGGAUUGAAACAACACUCAUUUCACUUGCAAUCUUAGCACUUUCUUUCCUUCCAGCUAGUAACCUAUUUUUCUAUGUCGGUUUUGUGGUGGCAGAAAGAAUACUCUACAUUCCAAGUGUUGGAUUUUGUUUGCUGAUUGCGGUGGGAGCAGACAUAAUUUGUAGAGCUUGCAAUGAGCAGCAGAUGAGACUGUUUUGUGGGUCCUUGGUGUGUGUAUUGAUUUUAUCUGUGGCGAGAACUGUGGAGAGGAAUUGGGAUUGGCAAAAUGAAGAAGCACUGUACAGGUAAUUGACAUUUGCACAUGUUAGGUCAUGUCCUUGUAAGUUUAGUAAACUACCAGACAGAAUCAACCUCAGGAUGUGUCACUGCCACUUUUCAUCAACUUGGUUGUAAAGGGUGAAUGACAACAUCCUAAUUCGACUACUGUGCAACCUGCAUUCCAUAUGUACCAUGCCAAAAAAGAUUUGUCACCUGUUUCCUGCAAAGUGCUUCUUCCAUCUCUACUAAAGAUAAGUGUUGAGGAGAAUUAAGAAUAUUCACUAGUUCUGCUUCAUUGACCAAUCACAACAUAUUACUAGCGAUAAAAUUUAAAAUUGUUAUUUAAUUUAAUGCUCAACAGAUCAGGAAUCACUGUCAACCCUGCAAAAGGUAAACAAUUAUUUUGCUUGAGUAUGAUCCUUUAAUUUUAUAUCAGUGGAUAACAAAGAAGGAGAACAAAUUUGAGUGUUAAUUUCCAGCAAAGGCUCAUCCUGUGAUCUUUUUAUUGCUGGCUAGAGAUGUUUUCUUUUUUCACUUCAAUCCCCAGACUUAAGAUACUUUAUCUUUAUCUUUAUUUCCAUGUUGUUUGUAUGGUCUCUUCUUACAGUUAACUCUCUCUUAGUAGAAGGACAAAGAAAUUUCGUCUUUCUUUUCCUUUUGGAAAGGGCUAAAACCUGAGGCAAAGAAGGGUAUAAAUGUCCCCAUCUCUCGUCUGUCCUCUCAUCCUACCCCCAUCCCGAAUAAAUAGACUUAUGCACACAUGUUUCAGUUUGUGCAUGUUAUUGUAAGUUGUAGUUGUUUUCAUUUUCUUUUUUAUGUGGCCAACCCAUCCUGUCUUUCAUUUCCACAUGCUCUUUUAUUUUAACACUUUUUGAUACUUUUGAUAACCAGCUUGGUCAAACCUGGGGAAUGUGCUGAGCUCACAAGGAAGAACUAGAGAAGCUGAAGAUGCUUACAAAAAAGCUCUGACAUACCGUACCAACAUGGCUGACACUCACUACAAUUUGUAAGUAUCUGGAUGUCUGACUAACCUUAAGGUGAUUUCCUGUACAUUUGAAUCAGAUGGGACUGAAGCACGGAUUAGGAAAUGAAGUUUUCCCAUCAUUUAUUGUUAAGUACUAUAAUUGUACAUAUACAAGAAAAAAAAUUCUGUGCUUGAUUUUAAAUUUAAGACCACCCAACCUUAUCAUGUUCACUCUUUCUCAGUUAAGGAAUCUUUGGUUUGUUUUGUUUUGUUUUGUUUGUUUUCUUUUUAUUAUAGGGGUAUCCUUUUAGCUGAACGACAGCAGUACAAUGAAGCACUCAAAAGCUAUGAAAAUGCCAUCCACUACAGGCCAAGACUAGCUGGUAAGAUACUCUAGACAUGGUUGCCUUUCACAGUCAUUGGUUAUGAAAUUAUUAUUAUUUAUUCCCUGACUUUCCCUGAAUUUAUUAGUAUUAAUUAUUCUUUAUUCCCUAACUUUUCCCUGACUUUUCCCUGGCAAACACAAAUUAAAUUUUCCUGACCAACUGUCAGUUAAACAUUUUACAAACAAGUCCAAACAAUGGCUUCCAACCUCUUCUUACAGCCAUACUCUCCCCCCUUAGAUAAUAUGCUUUAGGCAAGUCAUAUACACUGGCAAGUCAUAUACAUUCAGUAUACAUGGUAAUUUAGUAUUAUCAACUGAGUUGAUAAAUGUAAAAUGGCCACCAUUAAGAGUUUAAAAGCUCUGACAAGGGGCUAACACUUAAAGUGUCAGCUUUUAAACUCUUUACAGUGGCCAACUUUGUUAUCAACUCAGUUGAUAAUACUGAAUUACCUUGUUAAACUCUACCCCCUUCAUACAGUAUACAUGAAUUGAUAUUUCAGUUAACAUCAAUUCAUGAGCAUUUGAGAGUUUUUUAAAAGUCUUCAAUAAAUUUUCUAACUCAAUGAGGUCCUUUUAAGUUAUUAAAUCUUUACUUAAAAUUAUUGAAGAUCUUUGAAGCAAUCACCAUUACUGCUAGGUUUUUUAAGGAAAAUACUUUAAUUAAUUGUUCAUGUUGUUUCCUCAAAGCUGCCCAUCUGAAUUUGGGUAUUUUGCUGGCUGACUUGGGACAUAAGGAGGAAGCUGUUAAGGUGGGAAAGGUUUUCAGUAGUGUGUAACUCAGUAAAAAUUAAUUAUGUGUCGGCAAACUUUCUUCUCAUGCAUGUUUCUGGUAUCAGCAAACCCUCUAACUAUCUUUUUAUCAAGUAAAGAUACCUAACUUAAUCUUUCCUACUUAGAUUCUGAAGAAUGCUUCAACCAUAAGUGGUCAUGGGUUAAAGGAUCCCAAACAGCACAGUCAUUCAAGUAAGUACUAAACAUUGAAGCAACUGUGAUCCAUUGAGUGUAUCAUAUGAAUAUGGUGCAACUGGCUCAUUUGCUUUUUACCCAACACAGUUACAUCAAUAAAGUAUAAUCUUGGGCGCAUCUUGGCUCAACUUGGAAAACCAAAGGUUUGUAGCACUUUCUUGGCUCAUAGUGAUUUUGAUUUAAAGAGGUCUUCAGAAUGGUUAUCAUAAUUUGAGAUUUUUUUAACAAUUUUUGACAGGAAGCCCUUAAAGUUUACCUUGAGGCAAUGAAAACCAUGCCAGCUCAUUAUGAGCCUCACAGUUUGUUCAACUUGAUAGGUAAGUGGCUUAAGAGUGCAAUGAUGAAUAGCCAUUAGAAGAAAACUUGGUUGAAACAAUUUAUGAUGACAGUUUUUAAGGUGUUUUAUGCCAUAUUAUGUGAAUAAAAGGUUUUUUUUAAUGAAUGAUGGGUAUUUAAAUUUGUUCUUGUUUCAAAUUAUUCUUCAAAUUAAGGUAAGAUGGUCAAUACAAAGAAACAGAGGGGGGUGGGGUGGGGUAUUUGCUAAAAAAAAAUUUGAUAAGUAUGGGAAGCUAAUAAUAUACACUGUCAGUUGAAUCAUGAUCAGAGAGUUUAAAAUUUGACUUCUGUUACAGUGUAUUCAAUUUGGGGAACCUCCAACACAGUCAUCAAGUGUGAACCAAACUUUAGUCAAAUUGAAUUUUUUAUUCUAGGGGAAGCAUACUCUGCAACUGGGAAAAAUGCAGAAGCUGAGAAAUGGUACAAGGAAUCACUAAAGAGUAAACCAGAUCACUUGUCUGUUCAUCUUACCUAUGCUAAACAUCUUGCUAAAAUGGUAAGUGCAAUGUUGAAUGUCCAAUCAACUAAACCAUGUCCACUUGAGGCAGUUUAGAUUUACUGGUAAAAAUAAAAUUGGUCACAUACAUUUUGCUUUUCUUACUGGUUGUUUUCAGGGAAACUUUCAUGAAGCUGAACAUUGGUUCAAGAAAGCACAAGUUUUGAAUAAAUCAGAUCACGCUUCUUGGACACAUUAUGGUAUGUUUAGCAGCUUACAGGAAAGAUCUUUUAUUUUUUAAAUUUUAAAUCAUUCUUUAUAAAUUUGGGUGAAGACUCAGGGACAGGUUAGCCCAGCAAAAAACGCUGUUUGUGAGAACUGAAAGGAUAAGAUAAUUAUGCUUCUGAUUUAAUUUUUCUCUCAGGGCAGUUUUUGUUUGAUCAAAGGCGAGUGACUGAGGCAGCUACAAUGUUCACUAAAGCCAUGGAAUUAGCCCCCAAUGACUUUGAUAUUGCAUUUACUGCUGCAGGCUAUCUCAGGUACUUUACAAAGUGAUAUUACUUUGAUUCUACUGAAUUCCUUUCUGCAAGAAAGCAUAAUCAUUUCAAUGUGCAGGUGCUCAUCAUCUUCAAAUAUUGUUUUGUUUGUAGGGAAAUUGGAGACUAUGAAAGGGCAGAGAGUUGCUACAAGAAGGCAGUCAAGUUGAAACCACAGGUGGGACACAUCUAGUAAAUAUUUUAGUCUAUUUGGAUUACAAAUCUGCAAUUUUCCCUUGCAAUUUUUGCAAGUCAGUUCCCAAUCAAUCAUCAAAUAAAUUGUGUUUAAGAGAUUCACAACAGCAGAAUACUACAAUACUAUAGUCUAAUGCUCAGUUAUUUUUUCUGAAUAAAAAAGAUACCUUACUUUUUACCAUAUUCUUCCCUCAGAAUCCAGUGGCACAUAUGAAUCUUGGAGCUAUGUUGCACCUCCAAGGUAAACUCAAGGAAGCUGAGAUGAGUUACACUAGAGCUCUGAAGCUGAGACCAGGAGACCAGCUUACAGAAGAAAAUCUGAAAAAACUAAGAACUUUGCAGGCCAAAAAGAAAGUUUGAGUGAUAAAAAAAGAAACAAAACAGAAAAAAACAUGCAUGCGUCAUAGAUUAAACAAAUUAAAGUAUCUUAGAUAGGUAUUUGAUUGGUAGUUUUGUGAGAAACUUCAAAAGUUUCUUCAUUUUUUUAUACUUUUGAUGGUUUUACCUUUUGGAGUGAUUUGAUUUAUAAUAAAGUUUUAGCUUAAUCUAAAAAUUUAAAAUUCUAAUUUAAUUAGUGUCAGAGAAUAAAUUAAACAAAAUUUUAACCAGAUUGAUAUUAGUAG